This is a messenger RNA of Alternaria hordeiaustralica, 4251 nucleotides long. RefSeq lists its product as uncharacterized. Gene Ontology annotation, cellular component: nuclear RNA-directed RNA polymerase complex. The transcript has 5 exons. Gene Ontology annotation, biological process: siRNA processing. The coding region runs from base 1 to 4251 and encodes 1416 amino acids. The record is from RefSeq and is a predicted model, not a curated record. Lineage: Eukaryota; Fungi; Ascomycota; Dothideomycetes; Pleosporales; Pleosporaceae. Gene Ontology annotation, molecular function: RNA-directed RNA polymerase activity.
AUGAACCGCUACCUUCAUGACCCAGAUCCCAUGGGCUCAACUCCUCCUGCAUUCAACACCAGCACCCCCACAUCAUCACGAUCGUACACGCUGAACCGAGAACCAGUUCAGCACAGUGAGCAGAAAUCUGAGACCAGCUCCAAUAGUGAGAAAUCCUUCGGCAGCCGCAACAUGUAUCGUGGUAAUCAACGCGGUGGUCGUGGCGAAAAUCGUGGUGGUAGAGGUGGCAACCGCACAUACUCUGGCAGUUCCGGUAGCUCUAACGGCCAGUACAACCCUAACCGACCAACUCUCAAGCCCGCGUCGGCAUCUCAGUCCUCUCAAGCUCCACGCACUCCCAUGACAACUAUGGAGCAGGUCCCAGCCCGCGUAGACCCACCAGUUACCCCGGUCAAACAGCUCUCCACUUUCGACUUGAACGGCAACAGCAUCAACGAGACCUACAUCGCGAGAGCUAGUACCACCCCGACACUAUCUCCGGCAAAAUCAUCGAUCAUAAGCCCACCAAGACAGGCUACUCGAGCGUCUCCUCAACAUGGAGGUAAUCGCCCGCGCUACAACUCAGCUGGUCAGCCUAGUUCACAGAGGUCAAUCUUGAGGAAUGAAGCCCAGCAUUGGGCCCAUCGCCAGGAGGUCAAGAUCAAGUUGGCAGGUAUACCCAAGAGCUACUGGACGAAAGACGUGUAUGACGCAUUGUCGUCAUUUGGUUCUCUCUUCAGGAUUGAAAUGGUCACCGGCGCCCGAGACAACUCCGCUUUCGUGGUAUUUCGACCUCCCCCCGUCCAUGCCUUUCCGCAUCGGAACCUACGAAUUGGCGGUGCUCUCCUAGGGAUUGAGACACUCUCUCCACAAGUCAGGACCGUUCCGAGCCCAGCCAAUCCCGCAAAAGAAUACUACGAAUUCAACGUCCUACCUGUGCAAGGCAUAGACUUCGGCGUCAACGUGGCAGAUAAGACUAUGAUUGCCAUGCAUACCUUGCGAUCACCGGGCAGUAUUUACAUGACGCUGAACCUGAUUCGCAAAGAGCUUGACGUUCAGUUCUCGGUCGAUAUCGACAACGAGAUGCGCAAGGUUCGCUUUGCUUUGCCAAUUGCUCUACUCUCCCAUGUAUACAAGGUCACCGACACAGCCAGCGAUCAGCAGGCUUUGAUCAUUCCGUUUAACUCACCGCCGCAAUUCUACAUGCAGCGACGUGAGGGUGAAAACCUGGAGGACGGGAAGAAAUUCUAUACAUUUUCUAGGAAAGAUAAGGCGUGGUAUGACUGGAGCACCUGGUUCCGAGCGACCGAUAUCAUCAGCAACACUGUCAAGAGCAAGCUCCAAGGCUCACCGUUGAUGAACCAUAAGGAUACCGCUAUCAUCGACAUUGGCCGAUGGACGAGUUAUCGCAUGAUCUUCGACGCGACAGUAAUGACUGGACCCAAGUUCAAGGACUUCAGCGAUGCUCUCACCGACCAUGGCGUCGCCAUUGAGAACCUGGACGAGUACACGAUCCAAGACAUGGCCCCAUCGCCUCUAUGGUCACUGCUACAAGAAGAGAUAUCUGGUACACAUCCACAUCUUGAGUCGACACCCUCAAAGGGUUCGGUCUUUGAAGAUCUCUUCGCUGGCCAGUUUCAUCUGAGCUUUCCCGUCCGGUACCAACUCGAGGCGUGUCUAUCGAACGGCUAUUUGAAGGAACACAACAUCACGAGCGACUUCUUGGAGAAGCUCACAGCGAUGGAACCUCGCCGUGCCGUCUACAUCUUGGAGAAAGUCGUCGACAAACAGCAUGUUUACUACGAUCCAAUGGACAUAUUCGGCAUUCGGGUCAAGGACCUUGCGAAGAAAGUCCCCAGCUACUGCACCCUUCAGCGAUCGGUGGUAAUCACCCCAACCAUGAUGCAUGUGUCAUCUCCUAACAUGGAGACCUCGAACCGCAUCAUCCGCAAGCAUGCUGCUGAUGGCGAUCGUUUUAUUCGAGUCAAGUUCUCCGACGAGAAGACAGAAGGUCAACUGCGCAAUAUGCCCAACGGACGGGCUGAAGCUGCGUUCGACAGGGUACGUCGGGCCAUGAAGUAUGGCAUCGUCGUCGCCGGAAGAUACUAUGAGUUCUUAGCAUUUGGCAACUCACAGUUUCGCGAGCAUGGGGCAUACUUCUACGCGCCUACUUCUUCCAAGUCCGCCGACGACAUCCGCAUCUCACUGGGCAACUUCGACCACAUCAAGACCGUCGCCAAGUUUGGUGCUCGUCUCGGUCAAUGCUUUUCAACCACUCGCGCAAUGCGGGAUAACGUUAAGGUUAUAACAAUUCCCGACAUUAUACGUAACGAAUAUACAUUCACAGACGGUGUUGGCAAGAUCUCACAAUUCCUAGCCCAGAUGGCUGCCCAGGAACUCGGGCUUGCCCGCGCCUUUGAUGACCCACCGUCUCUGUUCCAGUUUCGCCUUGGCGGCUGCAAGGGGGUGCUUGCCCUGGAUCCGAAGAUCACUGGUCCUGAGGUUCAUAUAAGGCCCAGCCAGAUGAAAUUCGUGGCACCCUACACCGGUCUGGAGAUUAUCCGGUCCUCAUCUCUUGCCACACCAUUCUUCAACCGUCAGAUCAUCGUAGUCUUGUCAUACCUUGGCGUACCCGAUUCUGUGGUAAUCAAGAAGCAACAAGAGAUGAUCAAUGACUACGAGACCGCGAUGGUAGACGAUGGCGUUGCCUUGCAGAAGCUUCGAAAGCACAUCGACAUGAACCAGACUACGUUGACCAUCGCAGGUAUGGUCCUCGAUGGCUUCAUGAAGUCUCAAGAUCCAUUUGUCAUGUCUCUUCUCAAGCUUUGGAGGGCUUGCACCAUCAAGAACCUCAAGGAGAAGGCUCGCAUAGCCAUCGAUGACGGCGCGUUCGUACUUGGUUGCGUUGACGAAACAGCAACACUCCGAGGCCACAUGAAUGGCCUCCAGCUUGAUGCUACGAAUGAAGAGAAGCUCGCUACUCUCCCCGAAAUCUUCCUGCAAGUCGACGAUACAAGCAGAAAAGGACACUACAAAAUCAUCCAAGGAGUAUGUGUCCUGGCGCGAAACCCCUCACUUCACCCGGGAGACCUACGAGUCGUUCGAGCAGUAGAUGUACCAGGAUUGCAUCAUCUGAAGAACGUCGUGGUGCUGCCACAGAACGGCGAUAGAGAUCUUGCCAACAUGUGCUCUGGCGGUGAUCUCGAUGGGGACGACUACAUGGUACUGUGGGAUCCAGAUUUGAUACCCCAGAACAUCAACAUGCCUGCCAUGGAUUUCACAGCCGAAAAGCCGAUUGAGACCGACGAUCCCAUUACGGCCGCGCACAUUGGCGAAUUCUUCGUCAGUUAUAUGAAGAAUGAUACACUCGGGCAAAUCGCGCACGCCCAUCUAGCACACGCUGACCGCCAAGCCGAUGGGGUCAACGACGACAAGUGCCUCGCUUUGGCGGAGUUACAUUCCAAAGCCGUCGACUUCCCGAAGAGCGGUUUGCCCGCUGAGAUGACGCGGGAAUUGAGACCACACAUGUGGCCACAUUUCAUGGAGAAGAAGCACCUCCCAGAUUCUAAAAUCUAUCAUUCAAGAAAGGUCCUAGGUAUCCUCUACGACCAAGUGCAGUUGGUCGACUUCAAGCCUCAAUGGGAGAAUCCAUUCGAUAAGCGCGUCCUAGAGGCCUUUGAGCUCGGCGAUGAGACUCUAGCCAAAGCCGCAGGACUCAAGGCGUCGUACGAUGAAUCGUUGCGGCGAUUGAUGGCCAAGCAUGGUAUUCAGACCGAAUUCGAGGCCUGGUCUGUAUUCGUCAUAGUUCACAAUCAUGAGAGCCGAGACUACAAAUUCGCAGAAGAGUUUGGUAGAACUAUUGGAGCCUUCAAGUCUCAGUACCGAGACGAAUGCCGGGCCGGUGCAGAAGACAACCUGGAGAAGUUUGUCGCCGCGAUGUAUAUGGUGACUGCGAAAGAGAUGGAGACUGCAUUGGUCGAAUGCCGUACGACGAAGACAGUUGGUGGUAGGGACGUUCCGGUGCGACCUAUGGAACCGGAGCACAUGCCUUUGAUCUCAUUCCCGUGGCUCUUCCCAAACGAAUUGGGGAAGAUUGCGACCGGCGGCGCAACCACGCGACAGCUAGACGUGCAGCAGAACGUCGCGACCCGGCCCAAGAAGCACCCUGUAUCUUCCACGCUGGCAGAGGUUGAUACAGAGAUCGGUGUUGUUGAGACCGAAGCAGGUAUUACGCGUUACGGAGAGUUGCUGGACCUGGAUUUCAGCUUGUAA